AUGCUUUACGCCGCAACCACACUCGCCCUCGUCGGCGCUGUCUUCGCCCAGGAAUACGUUCCCACCGCCACUCAGGGCAGCGACUUUGGCGGUUCAAUCCAGUGCAACCCAGCGCGCUCAUCCUGCGUCGAGGUCAGCGGCACUCUCGUCCCAGCACCAACCAACGGCGCUGCCUUGGGUGGUCCAAUUCAGUGCAACCCAGCACGUUCGUCCUGCGUCGAGGUCAGCGGCACUCUCGUCGCAGCACCAACCAACGGCGCUGCCUUUGGUGGUCCAAUUCAGUGCAACCCAGCACGUUCGUCCUGCGUCGAGGUCAGCGGCACUCUCGUCCCAGCACCAACCAACGGCGCUGCCUACGGUGGCCCAAUCCAGUGCAACCCAGCGCGCUCAUCUUGCACUGAGAUCAGCGGUACUCUCGUCCCAGUGACCACCGCCGCACCAUCUACCCCAGGCAGCGGUUUCGGCGGCCCAAUUCAGUGCAACCCAGCUCGCUCGUCGUGCACGGAGAUCAGCGGUACUCUCGUCCCAGUGACCACCGCCGCACCAUCUACCCCAGGCAGCGACUUCGGUGGCCCAAUCCAGUGCAACCCAGCUCGCUCGUCUUGCACGGAGAUCAGCGGUACUCUCGUCCCAGUGACCACCGCCGCACCAUCUACCCCAGGCAGCGACUUCGGUGGCCCAAUCCAGUGCAACCCAGCUCGCUCAUCUUGCACGGAGAUCAGCGGCACACUUGUCCCAGCAUCCAGCCAGCCUACCGUGACCGCUGCCAUUACCACCGGUGGCAGCAGCUACGGCGGCGCAAUCCAGUGCAACCCAGCCCGCUCGUCGUGCAUCACCGUCAGCGGUACCCUCCUCCCAGCACCAACCGGCGGCAAGAACGCAACCGCCACCACGGGCAAGCCAGCUGUCUACACUGGUGCUGCCGCUGCUCACAUGAUCGGUGGAUUCUUGGCACCAAUCUUGGGCGCUGCUGCUGCGCUGUUCUAA
Messenger RNA from Fulvia fulva, 987 nucleotides. RefSeq lists its product as uncharacterized. Bases 1 to 987 code for a protein of 328 amino acids. The transcript has a single exon. NCBI's taxonomy places the organism in Eukaryota, Fungi, Ascomycota, Dothideomycetes, Mycosphaerellales, Mycosphaerellaceae. The record is from RefSeq and is a predicted model, not a curated record.